This is a messenger RNA of Trypanosoma rangeli, 1047 nucleotides long. Its product is annotated as putative TPR-repeat-containing chaperone protein DNAJ. The record is from RefSeq and is a predicted model, not a curated record. The transcript has a single exon. NCBI's taxonomy places the organism in Eukaryota, Euglenozoa, Kinetoplastea, Trypanosomatida, Trypanosomatidae. Bases 1 to 1047 code for a protein of 348 amino acids.
AUGGCGCUUGGUUGCAUGUAUGCAUCCAACAGCGGCUUAUGUGUGACAGAUGUGUUGCGUUGCUUGCCUGUCACUGUCCGUGCCGCCACGGUGGCGGCUCUACUGCGUUCGCAUCAUACCGUUUGCCACGAGCGACUCCAUGAGGCGUUGGCAACCCUCCGGAGCGAUCGACGCUUUACGCGGGAGGAGGCGUGGGUGGUGCUGCAGGCGAUGACGGUAGUGUCUGAUGUGAGUUCGGUUGUUGAAGUGCGGUGGAUCGCGGAAGUGAUACGUUGCGUGGUUUUUGGUGACGGUGGUGGCAGCAGCAGCAGCAGCGCGGAACUCCGUGUGAGGACCAUGACGGCGCUGCGUUUGGGCGAAUGCGUCUUGACGGCGGAGGCUCUAGCGUUGUUGUGCGAGGAGUCUGAGCUCUGGUACGAGUCCGCUGCGUACCGUUCCUCUGCCGCAGGGGUCCUGCUAGAAACCGUAGAAGACAAGGGGAGGCGUCGCAAUGGUUGUGGCUUUGGCCCCGACAUGAUAGUGUUUCUGCGGGCCGUGCGAAACGGCGAUGCUACUGCACCUCCACCACCGUCCUACACCUUUUCCACCUCCUCCUCAUCCUCUUCAAUCGGUUCUAUUGAGGCGCUGCGCAAAACGAUGCCACCUAUGGUGGCAACGUAUACCAUGGACCGCGUCGUCGCCGAACUCACGCGGAGGGAGUGGGGAAAUGCGUGUGGCACGGCGGUUGAGGAGAAUGCCAGUAGUAAUAUUGGGAAUAACAAUAGGAGUAACGGGGCCAGUGCGACGGCCCUGCAGUACGUACAGACAGCCGCACCGUUGUCAGACGAUGCUGUGAGUGCUCUGGCGCCUAGGCUACACUUUGAGUUACGGCUUGGCUCGGCCUCCACUGCGUUGGCCCUCUUGCCAUCAUGUCGUUCCAGCUGGAAUUGUAUUGUGCGACUUAUGCAGCAUACACAUCAUGCUGGUGUGGUGAUGGCAUUGGAUGCUCUGCGAGGGCUGAUGGAUUUAUCACCAUCCGACUGCUACUACGUGAUGGUGCGAUUCUGA